Cyanistes caeruleus (blue tit) is the source of this 5377-nucleotide messenger RNA. Lineage: Eukaryota; Metazoa; Chordata; Aves; Passeriformes; Paridae. The record is from RefSeq and is a predicted model, not a curated record.
CAUGUGUGAAGCUGCCUCCCUGCCAUACAGAGAUGGCCUGGAAAAUCAGCAAUAGGGGCUUAACAAAAUGCCCCAAAGCCAGCAUAGCCCAGGGUUUGGAUGUCUCCAAAAACCCAGGAACCUCUGGCACUUGGACACAUCCUGAUCCAACCCCGGUCCUAAACCUCGAUCCCAGCAUGACUGCCAGCCCCAUAUGGGAAGCACUCAGCACCACUUGUCUCCUGUGGCUGUUUAGCUCUUCCUUCUGUGGUUUUGGGGAGAUAAAGACCUGCCAGAAAUGUGGCCAAAUCCUACAGAACUGGAUUGAGAAUUAAUUUUAAAAAACUUUCCUCCUCCUCCUUUCUUUCGGCCAAAUUAGAGUGGUGAGAGAAAUCAUCAGUAUGGAAAAGUCCUGUAAGCAGGUUUAAAUUGAGGAUGAAGUCAAAGGGGGUUUAUAAAUUUUAUUUUUACAUUUCCCAGGGUUCUGUUGAAAUCAUUGCCAGUUUGGUGAGGGGCAGUGGGUACCCUUAUGACUACACCUUUUGAACCAAACCCUGAUCUACCUUUUCCUCAGAAGCCCUGUGGCAUGGUCAUAAAUCCACAAGGAAACCUCUCACCCUGUUACAUCCUGUAGCUCUUUCCCAGUCUGAUGGUUCCCAUUUCAGUCCCAAGCUCCCAGAAAACUCAGGGACAACCAUGGCUGGACUUCAUGUAUUUUAAUCCAGCAGCUCAUUAGCUCGCUGAAGGAAAACAGGACCAAAAAAGGAGUUUAACUAAAAGGGGCAACUGGAAAGCAGAGACUGGCAGAACAUUUGAAGCUGGAGGAACAAGUGCUGGAGGGAAUUCUGAGAAUUUUAUUUGUGAGCCUUUAAACACGAUUGGUGGCGAAAGGCAGCCUGUGGUUUCCUGGCUGGGGAAAGGGUCUCAAAACCACACAUACUUCAGGCACUGUCCAUCGUGUCUUCACCCAACCAAGAAGGCCAUGUCCAAAUACGAGAUCACAGAUUGUUGAUGGUCAGCCAAGGCCAAGUUGCACCUAUGGCACAAUAAAAGACCCAGAGAAAUGCCAGUGGCUGCAGAGAGGCCUUGGGAGAAUGGUGUAGUUGGGCACAUCCCUAGGACUUGAUGAAAAUCUUAUUGUUGGACGUUUCGUAGCUUGAAUUAUUCAGAGUUAAGGUGUAAAAAGUUUUUCUGACCUUAAAAAUCUUGGAAGUUUCCUCCUGCUCAACAGCUUAAUGGUGUUUUGAAACAGCAAAGUUAAUAUCCCUUCCAGUGGAUUUUGUUUGUUUCUCAAGCAUUAUCUGAAAAUGCUGCACUUGUUAAGUAUCAUAAUUAUUAUUAUUAGCAAGUGUUUAAUUUGUGAGCAUACUCAGGGAGUGGUGAGCUCUGCCACCCUGACCUCUGCAAUGAGAUAGAGCAGAAAGCCUCAACAUACCCCUGCCAUGAAUCAGAAUGUCAUAAACUUAUUAACAUUUCCAAUAAUUCCAAAAUGCUUUCCCACCAGUAGGUACAGAUUGGAUCCAGAUGCUUUAUUAACAGAAAGAAUCAUUAACCAGUACCUCCACAAGGGAGAACGACAGCGAGUCGCGCUCCCCACGAAGCCUUUGCAGGCAGCUGACUGGGUGUCUCGGAAAAAAGCUUCAUAAACUUGCCCAAACCUUAUGAUAUUAGUGACAAAGAAGAGAUUAAUCUCAGCCUGGCUGACAGCCCAAGAUCAAUACUGAGAAACCAGACUACACCCUCAGCUUCAUGUUUCCAUGAGCCAGCAAAGCCAGAAAUAAACACUGCGGAGGCUGAGCCCUGCGAGACGUGGUGCCGCUCAUUCUGAGCUCUGAAGACCAGGACUGGAAGAGCAGAUGCUUGGCUGCAGUCCUGUAUCACCUUGGGGACAUGCCACAGUUGGGGCCCUGGGGCCUCAGGGAGUGUUGGAGGUGGGAGCAGAGACCCACAUCUUGGGGGUGUUUUAGUGCUGAGUUUUCAUCACCAUUCAUGAAAGUUUGACUUAACUAGCAAGAAGCAAGAGCUUCUUAGCAAGAGCUGAGCUCCAGCUUGGAUCAAGUGCAGCCCCAGAAUACACUGAGACUGGUAUUCAAAAUCAGGUCCACAUGGUUUUAGCCAGAUGUGAAACCACCACAGACCUUGGUGGCUGGUAAAUUUUGGGGUUAACCCUAAGCUCCAGCAAGUCCCCCCAAAAAAGUUUUGAUUCUCAUGGACAUCACAAGGUUGCACAUAUGCAGCUCCCCACAGAGCCCCAGGUGCCUGGAGGGAGCAUGGCUGGCGCACAGCAGGACACUACAGACACAGAGGGCUUGAGCUUGGCUGGGCCAGGGGUCUCACAUGGGUCUGUGUGAGACUUAUGUGGUUCAUGAGGUCUCAUGUGGCUCCUGUUCUUCCCCCACAGGCGAGAGCCUGAGCCCAAGCUGUGGGGCAGCCAAGAGGAAGAAGAAGCAGAGGAGGAACCGCACCACCUUCAACAGCAGCCAGCUGCAGGCUCUGGAGAGGGUCUUUGAGAGGACGCACUACCCUGAUGCCUUUGUGCGGGAGGAGCUGGCGAGAAGGGUCAACCUCAGUGAGGCCAGAGUCCAGGUGUGGUUUCAGAACCGGAGGGCCAAGUUCCGCCGUAAUGAGAGGGCGAUGCUGGCCAACAGAUCGGCAUCACUGCUCAAAUCCUACAGCCAAGAAGCAGCCAUUGAGCAGCCCAUGGCACCACGACCCACUGCACUGACCCCGGAGUAUCUCUCUUGGACCAGCACCUCCCCAUACAGCACUGUGCCCUCCUACAGCUCCAGCGGGACCGCAACGCCCACCCAAGGGGUGAACAUGGCCAACAGCAUCGCCAGCCUGCGCCUCAAAGCCAAAGAGUUCAGCCUCCAUCAGAACCAGGUGCCGACCGUGAACUGAGCAGGGCAAACCCCAUCCCAUGGCCUCCUCCAGGAUACAGCGUGGAGCCCCUGUGCCGGUCCAGGACAAAUCCGCCACCUGCCCAGCACACAUGCCACUCAUCCAAUGUCUCAGCAUCUUCUCUCCUCUUCCCUUCCCUUCUGAAGGUAGAGUCAGUCCCAGGCUGAAGUGGCACAUAAUUAUAGCCACAUAUGGAGCGAACUUGGUUAGAAACUUGCUUUUCCGCACACCCUCAUAAUAACGGCUAUAUAUACACACAUACCCCCCACACGCUCUUUGAGGACAAACAGAUUUGCCAAGGGAACAAGAAUUUGCUUCCAAACAUGGAAGGAUCUUGGACUAUUGGAUUUGACCAAUUUGGGUAUCUUGCCCGGAGAGCCAAAGAGUUAUUGGGUCUUCUCCCGCAGGGACAGUGUGGGAGGAUCACGAGCCCCCCUUUCCACCAGGCUGUGACUUGCGGCGCUCAACUGUGUGUGCCAAAGCUGAUCCAUGUGUUCGUUUCUUUGUGCAACCCCAGCCACACUGUGGGGUUUGGGACUUCCCAAAGUUUGGGUCUUUGGGAAGCUGAUGGCUCACCCAUGCCAUGGCCAGUCUCAGCCAGCCCUCUGUACUGUGCUGCCUGCAUUUAGGAGCUGCCUAUGCUGAUGGCAUCGGGCUUUGUCCCUUCCCAGAGGGGCAAGCAGAGCAUCUCAACAGAGCCGCCUGGAGCCUGUGAGCUCUCCCAUGAGCUGGGGAUGCAUCGCCAAUCCCCAAGCAGGCACUGCUGCCCUGCCUCGGUGGAUUUGCCAGCGAUUCUGCAGAGCCCCAGGUCAUUGAACCAUCCCAGGGAAUGAGAAAAUUGGAAAAAGCUGUUGGGUUUCAGCUGAGUAGGCGGCUCCCAGAGCUUCGUGCCAACGAAGGCUUCGCCUUCCGGAGGCACAGCCUCCCCGUCGGCAGCUCGCAGAUGUGCUCAGGGGUCUGGGGCCGGCAGCUCCAUGGGGGGAGGCUUUUUUGGUUUUGCAGAAAGGAAAUGGUUUCCCCCUCAUCUCACCCUGCUGUGCAGCCUAAUGAGGUUCCAAGGUGGGAUGUGCAGGGGGAUGGACACAGGGUGGGCAGCCUGGCCCUAAUCCCUGGGACUGAACUGCGGAGAGAUGCAGCCUCCAUGUUCCCCUGCCAGUUCCACGGCCGGAGUGGUGGAGGUGUGGUGUCCCUGUGGACAAAACCCACUGGAAACCAGAUCACCCUUUCCUCACCCACUGGAAAGAGCCACCAGCCAAGCAUGGGGACACCACCAGCUCAGAGGGGUGGCCUGGACAGAGAAGACAGCCCUACUUCCCUAGAAGAGGUUGAUCUGGGGGCUGCAGCAAUAGAUCUGAGGACAAAUAGAGCAAUUGCUGAGGUGCCUCCUCCAGGCAAACAUCCUCUGGUUGGUGACACUGAGGCUAUAAGUGCCACAGCUACAAAGUGCCCACCUGAGUCCCCACAGCUCCCUGGAGCAUCCUCUCUCAUUUCCACUGGGGCUUUCACUGCAGCUGCAUGUGGCACCCAGUGGCUGUGACACCAGGGCCUUCAGCUGCACCCCAGGCAAUGCCAGCAUGAGGGGGACUCACCCAGCACCCAGAGCUGGAGACCUGAUGGGAGAACCAUCUCCUCUCUCUGGGUGUGAAUCAGCCCCUCCAUCCUGCCUCCAGCCUCUGCCUUCUCUGCUCUACAGUGCAGCCCCCAGUUGGGAACAGCAACCUUCUCCUCCUCAAGCUUGGCAGGCAGGGAGCAGGCACAGCCUGACUGACACUGUCCACCUCAUCCAGGGAGCACUGUCACCAUAAACACCCACUCUCUGUAUUUCCAGGGCUGGUAUCCCUCCCAUUUGUCAUGCCAGAAGAAGAGCACGCAGCUCCCCACACUGCACAGAGACCUGCCAUGGCAGGGGGAAUAGGGAUCCACUGUGGAUCAAAUCAUCCACCCUGAGAAACACUGCUUGGGGCAGGAGGAGGGGGCCAGGGGGGUCCUAUUCCCAUGGAAAGCACAGGGCUCUUUUUUCGGUUAUACAAGAUGAAACCACAGGGAUAUAAAUGUUGCUGCCUCUUUGAGAACAUUAAUGAAAAUAAACCCAUUUAAUAGUUUGCAGAUGCUGUUUCUGUAAACCUAAAAAAAGCAGGGAAUAAAUAUUUCUUCACUAAAUAUCUAUAUGUAUAUAUAUAUUUGAAAACAUUUGCUCCUAAUCUUAGGGCCCCUCCUUUGCUGUGCUUUUGGCAGCUUAUCACAGCUUGUCAGUCAAUACUGAACUCACCAAGAAGAGAUACAAAUUGCACCCAUGGAGGGGGUAGCAGGACCGAGGGAUUAUUGUAAUCUAAGCUCUCUCUCUCACCCUUUCUAUUUGUACAUUUCAAUUACUUGUAACAAGAUCCACGGUGGAUUUGUUUCUUUCUUCUGCAUGUCUGUGUUUUGGAAAUUUUUGUAAGGUUUUUGUAAAAACAACUCUUGUGAAAUAAUGGAGGAAUAAAUAUUUUACUGAGUA